UGACUUUUUUGCAUCGCCUUUUGACGACAUUUUUGCACCACUUUCAACAAUCAAAAGUUUCAGUUGAACAUCUUUUUUCGCCCAGUCCAGGUCUUCCAUCUAAAUCUUUACCUUCUUAGUUUCUGUUGUUUUUACUUUUGUUUGUUAACCUACAACAAUUACAAUGGCCGACCUUAAGCCCGCAGAAGUUGAAAAAGCAAAAUUACAUUUCGGUAUCUACGAUUUUGAAGGAAUCAACAAAGUAGAUGCUGUAAGAUUAGGUGAUCUUAUUAGAUCUUUAGAUCUUCGACCCACCAACGCUGCCAUCGAGAAGGCCGGAGGAACCAAGAAGAAGGGUGAAAAAUUAUUGACUCUUGAAGAGUUCCUACCAAUUUACAGUGAGUUGAAGAAAAACAAAGAUGUUGGUGCCUAUGAGGAUUUGGUAGAGGGUCUUAAGGUUUACGAUAAAAAUGAAAAUGGAACCAUGAUGGAAGCUGAAAUGGCCCACACUCUCUUAUCUCUUGGUGAAAAGUUGGAAAACGCUGAAGUUGAAGAGAUCAUCAAGGCUUGUGGUGGUACUACUGAUGAAGAUGGUUAUAUGAAAUAUGAAACGUUCGUCAAGAAUAUCUUAGCAGGACCUUACCCUGAGGAAGCUGCUGCUCAAUAAACUUCUUGUACCUUUCUUACUUCAUUUUCUUCCUCAUCUUUUCUUUUUCUUCUUCUUCUGUCAGCCUCUUUUAAUUCAGGUUAAAAGAGCCUUUAAACCUUGCCAUUCAGAGUCCAUGUUUUAAUUGAAAUGCUGCCGAGAAUUCAUUGUACAAUCUGGAGAAAAGUUAAGCAAUGUUAAUGAAAAAUAUCACAUAAUAAAAGAUGUUCUAAAUGAACAAUAGCGCUUUAUUAA
This is a messenger RNA of Tetranychus urticae (two-spotted spider mite), 880 nucleotides long. RefSeq names its product Myosin light chain alkali (gene Mlc1). The record is from RefSeq and is a predicted model, not a curated record. NCBI's taxonomy places the organism in Eukaryota, Metazoa, Arthropoda, Arachnida, Trombidiformes, Tetranychidae. Gene Ontology annotation, cellular component: muscle myosin complex.